UUCAAACUUAGCUUAUAAGCUGGUUCUUCUUGGUGAAGAUCACAAGAACCCAUUAACAUCCUUUCAUCUCUAUCAACUCCAUGCAUGAAACUAAUGAAUUUUCAGUGUCUUUGCCCCUGCAAAAGGAAACUGAAUAACCACAUCUAGUUUUCUCUCUUAUAUAAAUACUGUUCUUUACAAAUUCUUGUGAAUUAGGUUUAGUUCUCAAAGGAUGUCAACAGACAAUAAUGCCAUAGCGGCCAAGUCCGUCGGAAAAGACGAAAUCAGUGGUUUGACAGGCCGGAAAACCACCGCAGCAAAGCCCCAAGAACCGGCUUUAAAGUGCCCUAGAUGUGAUUCACCAAACACCAAGUUUUGCUACUACAACAAUUACAGUCUGACACAGCCAAGGCAUUUCUGCAAAACUUGUAGAAGGUACUGGACUAGAGGAGGAGCCUUGCGCAAUGUGCCGAUUGGCGGUGGCUGCCGGAAAAGUAAGAAAAUGAAGGCUUCUAAUUCUAGAAUUUCUGGGGAUUCGAGGGAUUCCAUUGGAUCAUCUGAUAUUGGUGGACUGAAAUUCUUUCAAGGUAUAUCACCAGCCAUGAAUUUCCAGCUUGGAGGGUUAAAUUUUCCUAGGCUGGACUAUCCAUAUAGUGGUCUUUUUAACCAGUUUUCCUCUUUUGGGGAUAUGCCAAACAAUUCUACUUCUGCAAGUGCAUCAAACCCUUGUUUCAGUCUUGAUCCUUCGGGAAGUUCACCUAUGAUGGGAUUCAAUUUUCCUUUAUCUUCUUCACUUAAACAAGGAGAAACCAGCACUCCAAAUCUUCAAGAAAUGGGCGGCGGUUCUUUAAACGUUCAUGGCCGUCUAGCAACUUCUAUUGAGUCCUUGAGCUCUAUCAACCAAGAUUUGCACUGGAAAUUGCAGCAAAAAAGAUUGGCAAUGCUUUAUGUUGAAGAGAAUCAAAAGGAAAACUGUGUCUCAAUUACUGCAAAUCUUGAACCCCAGAAUCAGAAACAAGAGGCUUUUUUGUUUCAGAACCUGGAAAUUGCAAAACAAGAAGCUUCUGGAAUUGGCAGUUCAACAAAAGAGGGAACAAGUGCAAAUCUAUCGACUGAGUGGUUUUUUGAUAAUUCUUAUGCACCAGUAACUCCAAUCCCGCCCAUCGGUAAUGGCAGUGCAAAUGAAAACACCAGCAACUGGAAUGGAAUUCAAGCAUCAUGGAGCAAUUUGAAUCAGUACAGUUCAUUCCCAUAGAACUGUGAAAAAUUUAGCUAGAAUUUAUCCAUAUCUGUAUGUCAUCUUAUGGCUUCUAUUUGGUAAUUCUAUAGGCUCAAACAAGAUGUUACCUUUUGUAUAAGUCUGUUGUUCUGUAUUGUGUUGUGCAAUUAAGGAGAAAUAUAGAAAGGGAAAAUAGCUUUUCAAGAUUAAUUUCUUAUUGAACUUUGUUUCAGUACAAGGAUCUAUCAGUAUUUUCUUUGCAUUUG
Olea europaea var. sylvestris is the source of this 1464-nucleotide messenger RNA. Its product is annotated as dof zinc finger protein DOF5.7-like. The coding region runs from base 212 to 1234 and encodes 340 amino acids. Lineage: Eukaryota; Viridiplantae; Streptophyta; Magnoliopsida; Lamiales; Oleaceae. The record is from RefSeq and is a predicted model, not a curated record. Gene Ontology annotation, molecular function: DNA-binding transcription factor activity; DNA binding. Gene Ontology annotation, biological process: regulation of DNA-templated transcription. The transcript has a single exon.